Pygocentrus nattereri (red-bellied piranha) is the source of this 1977-nucleotide messenger RNA. RefSeq names its product rho-related GTP-binding protein RhoB. The transcript has a single exon. The record is from RefSeq and is a predicted model, not a curated record. Gene Ontology annotation, biological process: small GTPase-mediated signal transduction. The coding region runs from base 163 to 753 and encodes 196 amino acids. NCBI's taxonomy places the organism in Eukaryota, Metazoa, Chordata, Actinopteri, Characiformes, Serrasalmidae. Gene Ontology annotation, molecular function: GTPase activity; GTP binding.
CUUGGAAAAAGAAUGGUCGACAGCUGAAGCGGUGUCAACAGAGAGGACAGCUGGUGAACGCUGAACACAGGAGAUACAACUUCGAACUGUCAUUUUAAUCUGUUGAACAGGCCUGCAUUGCGUCUUUACUUGUAACGUUAGUUGUUCUGUAAAACCGAGCACAUGGCUGCUAUCCGAAAGAAGCUGGUGGUCGUGGGAGACGGCGCGUGCGGUAAGACGUGCCUGCUCAUCGUGUUCAGCAAGGACGAGUUCCCGGAGGUCUACGUGCCCACGGUCUUCGAGAACUACGUAGCCGACAUCGAGGUGGACGGCAAGCAGGUGGAGCUGGCGCUGUGGGACACGGCCGGCCAGGAGGACUAUGACCGCCUGCGGCCUCUCUCCUACCCGGACACGGACGUGAUCCUCAUGUGCUUCUCCGUGGACAGCCCGGACUCGCUCGAGAACAUCCCGGAGAAGUGGGUGCCCGAGGUGAAGCACUUCUGCCCCAACGUUCCCAUCAUCCUCGUGGCCAACAAGAAGGACCUGCGCAACGACGAGAGCGUGCGCGGUGAGCUCGCGCGGAUGAAGCAGGAGCCCGUGCGCGCCGAGGACGGCCGCGCCAUGGCCGUGCGCAUCGGCGCCUACGACUACCUCGAGUGCUCGGCUAAGACCAAGGACGGCGUGCGCGAGGUGUUUGAGACGGCAACGCGCGCCGCGCUCCAGAAGAGGUCGAGGCCGGCCGGAGGCUGCGCGAACUGCUGCAAACUCCUGUGAGAGAGAGACGCUCUUCGGUCGAGACUCGGUGCCUCCUCCCUCACACAUGGAAGGGUUUUCAAGGGGUCUCCCGUCGCUGCCCUGCGCCAAGAAGCAUGGACACGGAGAGAGAAGGGCACCCUCCCCACCCCCAAUGUCUCUCUCUCUCUCUCCCUCUCUCUCUCUCUCUCCCUCUCCCUCUCUCUCCCCUUUUGUGCUUUAUUGUUGGUGCUGUGGCAGCCGAGACGUGCACAGACUCUCCACCACCAGCAUGCUCUGUAUGAAUCGGUGCAUGGGUGGGUUUGGGUGCAGCUGCUACUACAAAGUACAGAACAAUAGGCUUAACACUGUAAACAGCCUUGUUUAUUACACGCAUAGGGCUUUUUAAAUAAUAAAAGACGCCUCGCUACUGCAUUGGGACAAGCCCUCACUGGAGAAGGUCAUCGGGAUGGGUGUUGCUCUCCAAAAGAGUGGACUUGUUGUGCAAAAUGCUAGUCGCUGCCAGCUGUGGAGAGACUGCGGGGAGGGCAGCUGUGCUUUUGUUGCUCGAUGAGAGACUGGAUGCAGCACUCAGAGGGGGGGAGAGGGGGAUGGGUGCGAGUGGUCAGUGUGCUCCGGGACUGUGUAUUGUGUUGCAAAAAAAAGUCACCUCGCUUCAUUGUACGCACACACACGACGAAACGUCUUAGUGCAUUCGAGUCUGGGCCCAUGGUGGAAGAUCUGCAUGCUAGCAUAGCAUUGUCUGCCUCUAUUUUUUUACUGUUACUGUUUUUUUUUUUUUUUUUUUUUUUUUUUUUUUUUUUUUUUUUUUUUUUUUUGCGCUGGGUGUCCAUGCGAUCUGACUCCCCACCCUAGCGUUCGGUAAACUUUAGCUCCUCUGCUUGAGCACCGCGAACGAAGUUUGUCACGAUUGCACUGAAAGCGUUUGUGGACUGCCUUUUUAAAAAGAAAGUGGGAGAAUGUUCCUCCUUAACGAGCCACGAGCCCUUCAGCUUUGCGUUAGAGAACAUGAAACACUAAGACCCCCUGUUUCAGGGAAGGGUUAUUAAGUUAAGCUCUGUACAUUUUUUAAAAAAGACUUUUCUAUUUCUCAAUGCCUGUGGUACCAUUUAACUUCAGUUUUAAUAUGACUGACGCGGUUCUGCUCUAAGUCGUUGGCUAUCAUGUUUACAGUAACCCAGCAAGGAAUAUUUCUGUUUUAAAGAAAAAAUAAAUAAAAGUAUUAAAUGUUCAAUUGCAAUACAA